AUGGCCUUGGUCACUGUGUUGUCACUAGCUCCCGUCGCGCUGGGACAGAGUAGUUGCAUUUCGCUCGCCGGUUCCUCAGGAUGCAAGGCGUUUUCUGGGGCCUCUGUCGGCAAGACCGAGUUCCUGCUCAACCACUAUCCAUUCCUGCAAUACGUCUCGGAUACAGCCUCUUUCGAUCAACAACUGGACCUAUAUGUCCGGGACACAUAUGUACAGCGACAGUUCCAAGGUCGGUUUGGGUGUGACAAUGUUAAUCUCGCCAAUACAUCCGAUUACUAUGCAAGAUUUACAAAGUCUGUCAUCUGCAACGGCAUUGUACAAAACUCAAUCCAGGCUUGCGGACUGAGCACACAACAAUCCGCACCUCUCUGUGCGGCUUCGUGUGCCGAGUAUGCUCAGAGCGAGGCCAUGAUUGUUGCUGACAACAAUCUUUGCGCGAAUCCUGUUGGAAACAUCCAGGAACUUGUCAGGGCUGACUUCGCCGACUGUGCCGUGCCUGCUCGAUCUCUCUCAAGUGGUGGCUGCAUCACCGCGAUAUCAAACGAGCCCGACAACUGUGGAUACGGAUCUAGCACACUGGGCAUUUGUUCUUACUGUGCUUCUGGCGGCAUCAACUCGACAGAUACCUGCUGCUACAGCUCCAACACCGAGAGCCUGUGUGCAAACGUGGUUCUUCCCACUAUUGUCCCGACCUUGACCUUCAGCACCCCUUUGCCGACCUCAACCUCUGAGCCAACCUCGACGAACUCGGCAGGCGCCUCUGACGGCAGUAACCGCAAUAUGGGUCUGUCUGGUGGCGCCAUUGCAGGCAUCGUCAUUGGCUGUAUAGCGGGCAUUGUUCUUAUCGCCCUCGCCGUCCUCUUGUGCAUGCGGUCUCGUCGCAACAGACAGGGAAGCCAGAAAGGCAGUGUCUUCAACCAACCCUCGCCCUCCAGGAAAGGCCCGCAGACCACCAAAAUUCCCGCUUCUAACACGCCUCCUCAGGGUUAUGAGGUUCUUCCGGGUGGUCGCAUCGCUCGCAUGUCAGCGUUGGAGGGUCAUUCUGGUGAUUCUCCGUCGAGACACAGUGGUUCACGACAUGGAACUUCAACUGGCGCUGCAGCUGCCGGUGGCGCUACCGGAUACAUGCUGGGACGAAGACGCGGCAACUCGUCAUCGGACUUUUCUGGCGAAAGCCCGGGCCCCGAGACAAGGUCUGCUGUCCUCCGACCUCCUCCCACGAGCAGACGACAAGGCUCGCUUUCCAGCAAUUCGAUUCUUGCCGGCGACGAUCCAUCCUCACCCACUAGCGCUGGGGGUUUGUCAUCAGCCGCAGGCAUGACUAGCCAGCAGUCCGAACAGCUACCCUUUUUCAAGGACUACUACUCUCAAGACGACAUACAUCCUGGCGAACGUGUCGCGGUUCUCUGGGCUUAUCAACCACGUGCUCAAGAUGAGUUCUCGCUCGAGCGUGGUGACAUGAUCAAAGUCGUUGGAAUCUGGGACGACGGCUGGGCCACGGGCAUCAUGACGGAUGAGCGCGCCGACGAAUGGGAGAUCAGGCGACAAGCGCAACGCGACAGCGGUGUUUCAAACGCCUCGGGCAGGGGACGGGACAACUCUCCGCCAGUCAGUGGCGAGAUCAAGGCUUUCCCCCUUGUCUGCGUCUGUCUUCCUGACCACUGGAGGAAGACGAUCGAGGGCGAUGGCUCAACAGAGACCGGCAGUGGCCACUAA
This is a messenger RNA of Microdochium trichocladiopsis, 1716 nucleotides long. RefSeq lists its product as uncharacterized. The coding region runs from base 1 to 1716 and encodes 571 amino acids. Gene Ontology annotation, molecular function: protein binding. Lineage: Eukaryota; Fungi; Ascomycota; Sordariomycetes; Xylariales; Microdochiaceae. The transcript has 3 exons. The record is from RefSeq and is a predicted model, not a curated record.